AGUACAUACCCCUGAGGGGGCUCCAGUGUUGAGUGUUGGUGAGGAUGAAAUAUUAUUCGCAAUUUUCACUGUUUGUGGCCUAUGGGUCAGGAAACUGGGGAUCUAGUUGCAGAGUGGGGCUUGGUCCAAGAUCACCACAUUUUCCCCUAACGAGGAUGUUCAGAGAUGUUAUUACACACCUCUGGAGCAGGUUGACCCUGAACACGAGUCUCCUGGCCUAGAGGCAGGGCCAUUACCACUUCACCACACAUGCCCUUCAAUACUUGAUACAGAUCUCUCAUUAAGAGCUCGAGCCUCUUGCCCAGAUCCUGAGUCUUGUCGAGUACGCAUGCUCGGGGGGCUGGAGUUGCGCCUGCGCACUGGUGACGAAGCUCAAAAUGGCGACGACAAUGAGCGACAGAGAUUUGCGAAGCAAGCUGAAGGCCUUGGGCUUCGCGGCCGGCCCAAUCACCGACAGCACCAGGUCCGUGUACCUGAAAAAGUUACAACAACUGCAAUCCGAAAAGAAUCAACAGGAAAAGAACAGCCGGGCGCCGCGGGUUCGCCAGAGCCUCCGGCAACGGGAGGUUGAGUUCCCGGCCCCCGCCCCAGCCCCAGAGCAGCCAAGGAGGAAGCCAGCCGCUGUCUCCAACGUGAGGGCCGAGUCCAGCCGCCAGCAGGCCGACGCUGUGUCUGACUCUACCACCAUACAUUAUUCAGGGACAUCGGCUGCAUACCUUACAAAUAGACUCCAUUCAGGGGAUGACGAAGACGCGGAGGAAUCUGACAGUCUGAGCUCGCAUCGAUACACGGGGACUUCCAGCAGCUUGCAUUCGGAUUCGUUUACCAGGAAACCAGUCAACUCAUAUUCAGAUCGCUAUACAGGCGCAUCUGGCAGCCUGACUUUAGAUCCAUAUACCACGAAAUCUGUUAGCUCAUAUUCAGAUCGCUAUACAGGGGCAUCUGGCAGCCUGACUUUAGAUCCAUAUACCACGAAAUCUGUUAGCUCAUAUUCAGAUCGUUAUACAGGGGCAUCUGGCAGCCUGACUUCAGAUCCAUAUACCAGAAAACCUGUCAGUUCAUAUUCUGAGCGAUAUACAGGAAUAUCUGGCAGCCUGACUUCAGAUCCGUAUACCAGAAAACCUGUCAGUUCAUAUUCUGAGCGAUAUACAGGGGUAUCUGGAAGCCUGGGUUCAGAUCCGUAUGCAGGGACAUCGGGCGGCCUGACUUCAGAAUCACACAGCAGGAUAACUGACCGACUGUAUUCAGAUCGCUACACUGGGGAGAGUCUGAAUUCAGAUCCAUAUACAAAGAAAUCUGACAGUUCAUAUUCGGAUCCAUACACUAGGAAAUCUGACAGCCUGUAUCCAGAUACAUAUACGGAAAAAUCUGACAUCCUGAGUUCGGAUCAAUAUGCAAGGAAAUAUCAGAGUCUAAAAUCCAAGCCAUACACAAGGAAACCUGAUAGCGUGUAUUCAGAUCAACAUGCAGGGAAAUCUGAGAGCCUAAGUUCAGAUCUACAUACAGGCAGAUUUAGCAGCUUGUAUUCUGAUCAAUUUUCAAGAAAUUUGGGCAGCCUCCAUUCUGAUAGUCGUUACAGAGGAAAGUCUGACAGUUUGUUGAAAAGUGAACGCUACAUAAGAGGAACUGCUGCUGGGCUGCCUAAGAAGGGGGUGCAAAAACCCAAGAAUCGUCUCGACAAAUUUGAGUUUUACUUAUCAUGGUUUCUUUAUGUUACUACAAUUGUCCUGUGUCUCAUUCUGUUGGGGUUAAUCUGCGUCAAAACCUUACAGUUGCUUGAAGAAUCUGAAGACGUAGGUGAAAAUAUUAAGAUGCUGCCAGUGGAUUGCAAUGGGAAAACUGACGCAUAUUGCCAAGCUGAAGAACGCAAAAUCAUAAUGCUCAUGUUGUCUGAAAUGUAUGAGUAUUUGGCAGAAAUAGCUGGUGAGUUUGAGUGUGGAUCUGAAUAUCUGCUGAAGACCAAAUGUGUUCCAGUUGCUGAUGUACAGAGACAUUUAGCAACUAAUAAUAUACCUAAUCUAGAAAAAUUUAAUGAGGCACUUCAAUGGAUCAUUCAGAGUACUCGAGACUUUGGGAUUAGGUUAGUUGGUGAAGAUUCUGAAACAUCAGUGACUUCAGUGGAUCAAGUGAUCUGUCUUGAAUCCACUCGUCCACAGAUGAAUUUAUAUUGUCGCCUUCGUCAUGCUGUUUAUACUAUUCUUCACAGAAUGUUAAUCUUUAUAUUGGUUUUAAGCCUUUUGUGGAUCAUGUUGCUACUUCUGAAAUACCAGUUGAAGAAAAUGAAGGACCGAGAGCAAGCCGUGUAUGAAAUGGUGAACAAAAUUAUAGCUGUCGUUCGUGCCCAUAAUCAAGACUGGGAAAAAGAUUUAGAACUCAUACCAUAUGUACCUGUCCCUCAUGUCCGUGACACUCUGAUUCAACCUGAGAACAGGAAAAAGAUGAAGAUGAUCUGGGAGAAGGCUGUUCAGUUUCUUGAAGCAAAUGAAUCACGAAUUCGUACAGAGACUCAGAUAAUAAAUGGAGAAGAUUUCUUAGUCUGGAGGUGGACGCAGCCUUCGUCCCUCUGUGAUUCAAUGUGAUAAAUAACUAAAUGUAAUGAGCAAAGGGCAGUUAGGAGCCAUAUUGUUGAUGCAGUGCUUUAGCAUGCCAGCAAGCUUUACUACGCAGUGAACACUUGUGUUUGUGAAAUUUUCACACAGCAGUUGAUUUAUUUGAGAGCAAGGGGUAAGCCACGACUGAUGAAAAGGUAGAAGAAUUGAGUGGAUACCUGGAACAUCUUGCAAUGCUUGUUGACAGAUUUUAAAAAUAUCAUUAUUCAUUGUUGGGAUUAAGGAAUCACGAGCAAGGUCUAGAUUUAAUCUUCAUCUCUAAUAUAACUGAGGGGCUUAAUAGGUAACCAGAGAAAGCAGCUAAAAACCUGUCAUGUGUUGAGUGACUGAAGUUGUAUACAGUUUGACAAGUUUUGUAAUAGAUUUUUUUGACAGCAGUGCCAAUCCAACAACCAUCAAUUACCACUUAAAGUUCAGUCCUCCUGAUGAGAUUUGACCUGUCACUAUCCUGAAUAACUAGUUCAGACACUUAGAUUAUUAGUUCAAUAAGAGAGACACCAUACCAUAGCUAUAUUUAUUUGUGUUUUGUGUUUUUCCAAAGCCAGAUAAUAUGCUAAUAUAGCCAAAUAAAGCAGAAAGGUAAUACUGUAAAUCUGAGAACAAUAAAAUAAUGUGUAACUUUGAACUAGGCCUUCUAUUUAGUGGACUUUAAAUAUAGUUGUCAUAAUUCUUAAACAUAAAGAUUUAAAGUCUUUGUUCAGAUUCAUAUUGUGUGCUGCAUAGUGUUUUAAAUUUGCUUUUAUGCACUGACUUUGUGAAAAUAAUUGUCAUUAUGUCAGAAAUUCUGUCUCCUGUAUAUAAGUAGUGCACUUGCUUUAAGCAUUUUAUACAUUUUUUAAGGAUAAGUUUUUUGCAGUUUAUGCAACAAAAUCUAUGUUAUGAAGAGCGUACAACAUCAGUUUUUCCUUUCUGCUACAUACAAAUUUGAUAGGAAAUGUAAUAAUGCUGAUUCUUCUGAACAGAGCCAAACAUGCUGAAAUAUAUUCAUUCCACUUAACUGACCUAGUAUUCCUGACCCAUAUCUGUUCUAUUUCUGUUUUCAACUGUCAACAGAAAUAUUUAAAAAAUGAAAUAACUCCACGAAGGCUGGUAUCCCAUCACCAAAUCGCCCUUUUUUGACACAUGCGUAGCAUUUGACACUGACCAGCCUUGCUCGGAACCAGUUCCGAGUGUGUUCAGAACCCCUGACACUUCUGUUUAUAUCUGUCAGCCAGGACUGCUGAUUGGGGCUGUUAUCCUAGUCCAAUCAGGGAACUCGUAUUCAAUGAGGUCCACCUACCUGACCUUGUUCCAAUCACUACAGAAAGCAUAUCUCCAAAGUAUUUUCAAAUAUUUGUAAAUGUAUUUUGUUCCAUAAGGGUAAUUUUAUUUCUUAAAAUGCAGGUUAUUUUCUUUUUAAAAGGGUGACAAUAGCUUCUCUGUAAAGGGUAAUUAUGUAAAAUAGUAGAUCUCUAUGACUAUAAAACUGACAGUUGAGCAGCAGCUUUAUGACUUAAGAAAUGUCUGAUAAUGUUUUUAUGUGUGAAAGUUAAGUGGUUAACAUAU
Messenger RNA from Chiloscyllium plagiosum (whitespotted bambooshark), 4154 nucleotides. RefSeq lists its product as uncharacterized. NCBI's taxonomy places the organism in Eukaryota, Metazoa, Chordata, Chondrichthyes, Orectolobiformes, Hemiscylliidae. The record is from RefSeq and is a predicted model, not a curated record. Gene Ontology annotation, molecular function: chromatin DNA binding. Gene Ontology annotation, biological process: nuclear envelope organization; negative regulation of BMP signaling pathway.